Erinaceus europaeus (western European hedgehog) is the source of this 2077-nucleotide messenger RNA. It is a transcript of the gene PMAIP1, whose product is annotated as phorbol-12-myristate-13-acetate-induced protein 1. Gene Ontology annotation, cellular component: mitochondrion. NCBI's taxonomy places the organism in Eukaryota, Metazoa, Chordata, Mammalia, Eulipotyphla, Erinaceidae. The record is from RefSeq and is a predicted model, not a curated record. Bases 325 to 489 code for a protein of 54 amino acids. Gene Ontology annotation, biological process: release of cytochrome c from mitochondria; apoptotic process; DNA damage response. The transcript has 2 exons.
CCGGAGCCCGAGGGAGCCGGUCGGUGCUCUUAGCGGGGAUCUCUGGAAACCUGCGCGCGCUCCCAGUCGCAUGGGCGGGGCGGGGUGGGGCGGGGCCGGGUUGCAUGACGUCACUGGGAAGUCCCCAUAAGAGCGGAGCGCGGGCUCUGCAGCCACCGGGUCCCGCCUGGCUCCCGAGCGCGAACGAGCUGUGCCCUGGGCUGCAUCCCGUGCGCUAGUCCUCCCGGCUCGGUCCCGGUGCGCGGCUGCUGCAGAGGUACUUGGUGUGCGGGGACUGAGUUCCCCCAGGCUUCUGCCAUAGCUCCCCACCGGCUGCUAGCUGACAUGCCUGGCAAGAAGGCGCGCAAGAACGCGCAGCCGCUCCCUCCCAGGGUCGUGACAGAGCCUGAAGUGGAGUGUGCCAUUCAACUCAGGAAAAUUGGUGACAAACUGGAUUUUCGGCAGAAGAUUCUAAAUCUGCUAGCCAAAUUUUUCCGCUCAGGUACCUGACUGCUUCCAAAGCUUUCGAAUGAGGAGACUCCUUUGCAAAAGAAGUUUCUUCAGAAGGUGCAACUUUUUAUCAAUUAGAGGAGAGACUGCCUUGUAACGGAGGAGAAUGUGAAGGAGCUCUCAUUUGCUUCUAGAAGCCCCUGGAAAUGAAGAUGAUAAAGACAAGAAUGAAUGUCUGCUGGAGGUUUCUCAGAAGUCAUUCUUUGGGGUCUAAGGACAGUCUAGCCCACUUCGUUUCUUAUAAAGCAGGCUUGAAAGAGCUUUGAAAAUAGAUACUUCAUUUUGUUUCUGCCUAGAGAAUUCUUCUGGUAUUUUGCUGAAGGUUUGCUACUCACCCCCAGCCAGUGGAAAGAGUUAACAAACAUGAUGGGAAUGGGCCAAGGAAGACAGACAGAAUAUGCUCAGUGUCUGUUUGUUUUUAGAUGACAAUUGCAGAACAAUGUCUUAAUAUUUGGUUUGUAUAGAUUAUCUUGUUUGACAGAAGAAUUUCAUUCUGAGAACACUGAGUUAUUUACUGAAUGUUGAUUUUUUUUUUUUUCUUUCUUAUAGGCCACUACACAAUAGAAAACAACUUGAUUUUUUUUUUUUUGCUUUUGACUGAGCAUGUUUCUGUUUAGAUGACCUUUAGUUCAAUGUGCUACUCUGGUUCUUCACUAGACAAGUGUGUACAGUGCAGGAGUAUUACUUGAUGCCAGUAAAAUCCUUGCAGAGUGAAUAUUAAACAUAAAGAACAUGGGGGUUUUGCAUAAUUGGGAAUCAUGGGGAAAAAGUGAAUUAGACCUUAUGCUGCUAUACCUAAAUUUAGUAAAAAUAUUAGGAUACUAUAAAGUAGCUGUUGGUACAAAAAAAAAAGUAUGUAUUUCUAAAGCUGUUUCUAGAAGCUGUAAAAAUGAUACCCUUUUCUGCACCAGCCUGUAUGCUUCUUAUAAAAAGUGAUCCUAUAAGGGAAAUUAAGAUUGUUUUCGUAAUUGGGAAUUUUUGUUUUUCAAGAAAUGAAAAGGAACAGAUUGCUCAUCCAGAAAAAAAAAAAUCCCAUUUAAGUACAUAGAUAUUGCAGGUGUCGUUUGCAUUUGAGUAAUAGGAAGAUUCUGGGAAGGACUUUGUACAUUUCAUGGUUUCAUUAUUAAAAGGCCAGGCCAGCAAAACAAAGUUUCAUAUAUAUAUAUAUAUAUGAAAAAAGAAAGUAUAGUAAUUAGCAUAGUUAACUUUCAGCAGGAAUGAUCUUAUUUAUUUUUACCUAUUUAUAAUAGACUAUUUUCUGCUGAGUCGAAAGUGUUCACUAGUGAAACUCACAUUCUUGGAUGAUGAGGCAAGGGCCUUGUGAUUACUUGAACUCUUACAGUAAGAAUGUUUUCAUAGAGGCAGUUGUCACCUUAGAUGAAAUUACCUCAGCAUCUGCUUUUCUUCAGUAUUACAUAAAGCUAGUUACAAAGGUUUUUUUUUUUUUUUUUUUUCUUUUUUUCUUAAAUCUACCUGGAAGCAGGUAUUUUGCCAUAUGGUUAUUUAUGGUCUAUAACUGUAUUUAUACGUGUAUACACAUAUAAAAGUUGAUACUGUAGCUGUAAGCCAUUAAACGUUAUCGCUGUUC